Molecule: messenger RNA, 1676 nt
Organism: Macrosteles quadrilineatus (aster leafhopper)
Lineage: Eukaryota; Metazoa; Arthropoda; Insecta; Hemiptera; Cicadellidae
Product: DNA methyltransferase 1-associated protein 1-like
Exons: 9
Coding region: 271-1599 (442 amino acids)
Biological process (GO): negative regulation of transcription by RNA polymerase II; chromatin remodeling; DNA repair
Cellular component (GO): nucleus; Swr1 complex; NuA4 histone acetyltransferase complex
Molecular function (GO): transcription corepressor activity
Source: RefSeq, a predicted model, not a curated record
CUAACUUCAUGUCAGUGUCAGUGCGUGCAUUUGUUUAUAGUUUAUUUUAAUAGUUUUCUCUGCAAUAUUUUGCAGUAAAUAUUGUGAAAGGUAAAGAAAUACAAAACUUUUCUUAUAAAUCAAUGUACUAAUGAGCGGUGAGUCGAACGAUGUGAGAGAAGUGAGAUUCCUAAAUAAACAAGGGCUAACCUAAAACUCUGAUUUGAGGAAAACAACCAUUUUGGAAUAGGCUCAACUUCAGUAGAUGCAUUAGACAACAAAGCGUAGAACAUGGCUGACGUUCGUGAAAUCCUCGAACUUGAGGUUCCAAGUCAAGCAGAAACAGUUACCAAAGAAGCUAUCCUCGGAAAUGCAGAGAAACAGAAGAAGAAGCUGCUUUUGCAGCAAAAAAUGCCGAAGAGACCAGAGGGAAUGCAUCGAGAAGUGUUUGCUCUUUUGUAUAACGACAAUAAAGAUGCGCCACCUCUUUUCCCCACUGAUACAGGCCAAGGCUACAAACAGCUAAAAGCUAAGCUGGGUAUGAGAAAAGUUCGACCUUGGAAGUGGAUGCCCUUCACUAAUCCGGCCAGAAAAGAUGGAGCUGUGUUUUACCACUGGCGAAGAGUCGCUGAUGAAGGAAAAGAGUAUCCAUUUGCAAAGUUUAAUAAGCAAGCUCCAAUACCUUCGUACUCGGACGCUCAAUACCAGCAACACUUGCAGUCGGAGUCGUGGAGUCGCGCGGAGACCGACCAUCUGUUUGACCUGGCGCGACGCUUUGACCUCAGAUUCGGCGUGAUGCGAGACCGCUGGGACUCUGCGCGGUUUCCUGACCGCACCAUUGAGGAUUUGAAGGAACGCUACUACAACGUGUGCACUUUGCUCACUAAGAUUAAAGGUGUGACAGAGGGAAAACUUUACGUUUUCGACGCAGAUCAUGAGCGGAGACGGAAGGAGCAGUUGAAGCGGCUUUACGAGAGAACGCCAGAACAGGUCGAGGAAGAACAGAAUCUCCUGAACGAGCUGAGGAAGAUCGAGGCGAGGAAGAAGGAGAGGGACAAGAAAGCGCAGGAUCUGCAGAAGCUGAUAACUGCGGCUGAUAACCAAGGGGAUCAGCGGAAAAUGGAGAGGAAGAUUCCGCGGAAGAAGCUGCAGCAAGCUCGACCACGUGUGGACACUACCAUUGUGGAGACUGCAGGUAUCAAGUUCCCUGAUAUGAAGACCAGUGGGGUGUUUGUCCGCUCACAGAAGAUGAAGCUACCAGCAAACGUGGGACAGAAGAAAAUGAAGGCUAUUGAACAAAUGUUGCAAGACCUCAAUAUCGAACUGAAUCCAAUGCCAACUGAAAACAUUUGCCAUCACUUCAAUGAGUUGAGGAGUGACUUGGUGUUGUUGUACGAGCUCAAAUCGGCUCUUGCAACUUGCGAGUUUGAGCUGCAAACUCUACGACAUCGCUACGAGGCGUUCAACCCUGGCAAGACCCUAGUGAUUCCUCCGUCUCUAUUUGGGGAGUCGCAGAACAAUCCAUUGGAAAGUUCCCGCAAAGCGUUGAGCUCGGAGACCAUCGAUGUCGUCGGGUCUCCCAAUAUUUCAUCAAGCUUUCGCCUAUCUUCUCUGGAAUAGAAUUUUUUAAUUGGAUAUUUUUGUUUAGUAUAAGUCUAAGUAAUGUCUAAGUUGAAUUUAAAAAAAUUAAACCAAGU